Molecule: messenger RNA, 705 nt
Organism: Monomorium pharaonis (pharaoh ant)
Lineage: Eukaryota; Metazoa; Arthropoda; Insecta; Hymenoptera; Formicidae
Product: putative nuclease HARBI1
Exons: 2
Coding region: 148-588 (146 amino acids)
Source: RefSeq, a predicted model, not a curated record
GUUUAUUAAUUAUAAUUAUUAUAAUAUCAUGUUUAUUAAUUUCUUUAGAUAUGUGACCCGAAUCUUAAGAUCUUGAACGUGAAUGCCAGAUUUCCUGGAGCUAGACAUGAUGCAUAUAUUUGGAGUGUUUCUGCUGCGCGUGCUGUUAUGGAGCGUGCAUAUAAUCGUGGCGAAAGAAGAACAUAUCUCAUUGGUGAUUCAGGAUAUCCAUUAGAGCCCUGGUUACUAACUCCUUUGCCUAAUGAACCUGUUGGAACUCCACGAUUCUUGUACAAUGAGGCAUUAUGCAGUGCAAGAAAUUGUGUGGAACGAUUAUUUGGAGUACUUAAAAGCACGUGGCGAUGUCUUUCUAAGCACAGAGUCUUACAAUAUGAACCUGGUUUUGCAGGAAGAGUUGUAAAUGCGUGUACGGUUCUUCACAAUAUGCGAAUUGCUGCUGGUAUAAAUGAUCCGUUAGAAGAUUACGCAAACGUAAAUGUACCCAAUAUUUACAUUGACGAUAAUGAUGACGAUAAUAAUAAUCUGCGACCACUUGCACUCGCGCGUCGAAUUCAAGAUCGCCUCAUUGCAGAAAGAUUUGGAAGAUAAUUAGACUUUAUUAUAAAUUGUACUUUACUUUUACUUUUUAUACUAUUAACUUUAUUUUAGUAUACCAUUUAUUGUAUUUGCUUUUCAAAUACAAUAAAUGGUAUAUAUAUUUAAAAC